This is a messenger RNA of Mesocricetus auratus (golden hamster), 956 nucleotides long. It is a transcript of the gene Wfdc5, whose product is annotated as WAP four-disulfide core domain 5. The coding region runs from base 96 to 467 and encodes 123 amino acids. NCBI's taxonomy places the organism in Eukaryota, Metazoa, Chordata, Mammalia, Rodentia, Cricetidae. Gene Ontology annotation, cellular component: extracellular region. Gene Ontology annotation, molecular function: peptidase inhibitor activity. The transcript is spliced from 4 exons. The record is from RefSeq and is a predicted model, not a curated record.
UCGUCCUCUGGUCCUCCUCCCCUGACUCAACUGCUCUGGCAUUGUUAAUUUUGGGGCCUCUGGGCCCUGAGCUUAUUGGGUGCCACAAAAGAAACAUGAGAAUCCAGGGCUCCCUCCUCCUGGUAGUCCUCCUGGCUUUGGAGACCCAAUUGCCUGUGGCCUUGUGUAGGAAUAAGGGAGACAAAUUGGGGGGCUGCCCACCAGACGACGGGCCUUGCCUCCAGGUGACCCCUGAUCAGUGCUUGAAUGACCGCCAGUGUCCCUCAUCUUUGAAGUGCUGCUCCAGAUCCUGCUUCCUCCAAUGUGUCCCUCGGGUCUCAGUGAAGCUGGGAAACUGCCCGGUGGAUAAACUCCGCUGUCUCAAUCCUGUAAAGCACAUGUGUUACCAAGACUCGGACUGCUCAGGCAAAAAGCGGUGCUGCCUUGGUGCCUGUGGCCGGGACUGCCGAGACCCCAGCAAAGGCUAAUUCUGGCUUAGGAUCUGUGACUCUGUGCCUCAGGUGUGUUUUCCACCGGGAAGAGAUCAUGGUGGAGGCCAGGGAUCCUGCCAUCCAGCUCAUCUCUGCAGAACAGUUGUACCUGACAGACACUGGCUUGUUGCUAGCUGCUUUCCCCUACAACGCAUGCCUCCAGGGUUCUCUUGCUGCGUGCAGGGAGACCUUAAAGACACAUCUCAUCACUGCAGUACCCCAUCCCUUUUCAUGCCGAGCUUCCCACCCUACCUCAGUUGUUUCUACAUCCUCCUCUACUUCCUGUUUCCUCCACUUAUGCCAACUCAAGCAGCCCCUUCUCUACCGAGCCCUGAACCCAUCCCUGGACAGUUCUCUCUGUAAAAUUAAUGUCUGCCAGGAAUUCCCAAACAACAGUCCAUACACUCAUCCUGUUACAAUCUUCCCCAUCCCUGCAGAACCACACUAAAAUGUGUCAAGUUGUAUAAAGUAACCCCUGUGCAUCUA